Entamoeba dispar SAW760 is the source of this 321-nucleotide messenger RNA. RefSeq lists its product as uncharacterized. Bases 1 to 321 code for a protein of 106 amino acids. Lineage: Eukaryota; Evosea; Mastigamoebida; Endamoebidae. The record is from RefSeq and is a predicted model, not a curated record. The transcript has a single exon.
AUGAGAAAAGCGUUUGUUCAAAAAGAAAACACAAACACUAUCCUUUCAAUCAAACACAAUACUCCAAUGAUCAAAAGAAUUGAAGUUUGCAAUAAAAACUCUUUUGUUCCUUUCCCAACUGAAGAGGUUGAAGAUAUUCCUUAUGUGGACUGUGAAGAGAUUAUCAUUCCUGACGAUUUUGAAAAUGAACGUAUCUCAAAUAUUAGUAACCUCUUAUUUCUUAAUCCGUAUUUUGGUGAUAGUGAUGAUGACCUUUGGAGUGGUGAAGAGAUCGAUUUUCAUUGUUCUGAUCAAUCCUCAGAUUCUGUCUCUUUAAUGUGA